Molecule: messenger RNA, 1811 nt
Organism: Arachis stenosperma
Lineage: Eukaryota; Viridiplantae; Streptophyta; Magnoliopsida; Fabales; Fabaceae
Product: cyclin-D4-1-like
Exons: 6
Coding region: 475-1596 (373 amino acids)
Biological process (GO): mitotic cell cycle phase transition; regulation of cyclin-dependent protein serine/threonine kinase activity
Cellular component (GO): cytoplasm; nucleus; cyclin-dependent protein kinase holoenzyme complex
Molecular function (GO): cyclin-dependent protein serine/threonine kinase regulator activity
Source: RefSeq, a predicted model, not a curated record
AGGUGUGAUUGUAAGACUCUGGAGUAUCUGGUUGAUCUUCUUUGUUAAUAAAUUUAUGAUUUCGUUUGUUAUUUGAUAAAUUAAGAAUGUGAGAAGAGGGUGUGUCCUCUCUCUCUCACUCUGAUAAAAUGGAAAAUAGUGUUUCUGUUUUGGUUUCUAUGAAUUUGGCGCUCCAACAAACAAAUCCCUCCAAUUCUCCCCUCUGUCCCCGUUACCCCACAAUCUCUCUCUCUCUCAAAAGAGUACUUCGCUCCUUCAGUCCUUCAUAAGGCCCUCUCUUGCACCAGUCUUUUCAGCCAAACUUCAAAACAAAAGGACUUAGCUUCUUGCCGGUUGUUAUUGUUUCUAAAACACUUAACCUUUAAUAACAAAACAGUUUUUUACUUAAAUUUUUUGUGGAGUUCUUCAGUGAAGGGAUAUAUAUUUGUGUAUAUAUAGAGAGAGAGAGAAGGGCCCCAGGUGUGGUUUGUUUGAAUGGCAUCGAGUAGUUUGCGGAGUGUCUCAAGCCUUCUAUGUGCAGAGGACAACAACAGCGUCUUCGACGAAAAUGAUUACGGCGGUGGUUCGGUGUUGUUGGCGGACACGUGGCAUCAUCCUAGGCAUCAAAACCGUGAGGAGUUACUGUGGCAAGUGCCACAAGCGGUUAGCGAAGAGUAUUUCGUGUUAAUGGUGGAGAAAGAGUGUGACCACUUGCCUUGUCAUGAUUAUCUUCAUAGGCUCACAAAUGGGGAUUUGGAUUUUGGGGCCAGAAAUCAUGCCAUUCAUUGGAUUCAAAAGGUUCGAGAGCAAUUUGGCUUUGGAGCCCUCUCUGCUUAUCUUUCAGUAAAUUACUUGGACCGUUUUCUUUCUUCGUAUGAACUACCAAAGCAAAGGGUUUGGACAAUGCAAUUGUUGGCUGUGGCUUGCUUAUCUCUUGCAACCAAAAUAAAUGAGACUGAUCCUCCUCUUUGCCUUGAUUUGCAGGUUGGUGAAUUAAAAUUUGUAUUUGAAGCAAAAACAAUCCAAAGAAUGGAGCUUUUGGUACUUAGCACAUUGAGAUGGAGAAUGCAAUCAAUUACCCCUUUCUCCUUCAUUGACUAUUUCCUUUACAAGGUCAAUGAUGAUCAAAAUCCAACAAGAGAUUCAAUUAUGAGAUCCAUCCAACUUAUACUGAGUACCGUAAAAGGGAUUGAAUGCUUGGCGUUUAGACCAUCAGAGAUUGCAGCUGCCAUAGCAAUAGUUGUGGUAAGGGAAACAAAAACAGUGCACACUGAGAAAGCAAUUUCUCUUCUGAAUCACCUAGUGGAAAAGGAGAGAGUGUUGAAAUGUGUGAAAUUAAUCCAAGGGUUGUCAUCAAAGGAUGGUUUUACUAAUAAGGACACAAGAAGUGGUUCUGUUUCUGCCCCUUUGAUGCCACAAAGUCCAAUUGGGGUGUUGGAUGGUGUGUGCUUAAGCUACAAAAGUGAGGACACUCAUGCUGCUGCUUCAUAUGCAAACAUUAAUUCAUCUUCACAUAUUACUAGUCCAGAUGCUAAUAAAAGGAGGAAGCUAAAUAAUAAUAAUAAUAAUAAUAAUAAUAAUAAUAAUAAUAAUAAUUCCCAUGCAGCACCAGCAUAGGUAAUAAUAAUGUUAGAGGGAACCAACAACUAAUAACUAUGAAAGGAAAGUGUGAAAUUUGAAUUGCUUUAACUCCUCGGCAAUUCAGAUUUUUCCUUUGUAGUUGCUGGUUGUUUCUUCUUUUCUACCUGUCAAAUUAGUAUUUUCCUUAGAAUACGGGAAAAAGGAGGAUGUUAUAUAUGGAAGCAAGGAUAGUAGAUGAAAGAAGAAAAUGU